AUGACAGAUAAUUCCUCUGCUGAAGAAGCAACCUUGAACAAUGUCUGGCCUAAGGGACUCCAACUUCUUUGUCAUUUCCACACACUUCAAGCUGAAUGGCGAUGGUUGACAUCCGCGAAGAAUAAUGUGGACAAGUAUGAAAAGCAGAAGCUAAUUGCAGCAUUCCAAAGGGUCCUCUAUGCCCACUCCGAAGAAGAGCUUGAUGCAGCAACAGCCAGCCUUCAGAGCCAGUCCCACCCAGGGUACACUGCGAGGGUCGAAGCAAUGCUUGAAAGGAAAGAGGAGUGGAUGUUGCUCUUCAGGAACACGAUUACAAUCCGCGGACACAACACCAAUAACUUUGCCGAGGCCUCGAUACGGAUUUUAAAAGACAUCAUCCUUAAUCGCACUAAAGCCUUCAAUGCUGUUGCCCUAGCUGAUUUUGUUGUAACAGUAUGGGAAAAGUACUUUGAAGGAAUAAUAUUAAAGCAUGCGUAUAGCCGUGUUGCAGCACAUCAACUCCAGUACCACCACCAUGUCUGCAGAAAGCCGGACAGUGCAGCAGACAAUAUUGUACUUCUAGAUGAUGAUCUGUACAAUGUCCCAAGCAGAAAGCAGGAUGGAACAUCUGAUGAGGUCUGGGCAAAGACAGGGGUUUGCAGUUGCCCAAGUGGACCGCAAGGUGCCUUCUGCAAACACCAGGCAGUUGUCCACAUGAGAUAUGGUGGUCUUUUCCCAAAUGCUCCUGUAAUAACUUCUGAAGAUAGCUACGAAUUAGGAAGGUUAGCCCUUGGAGAGAAGUGUCCACCAUAUGAAUUUUUCUGCAGCUUCCAGGACAGUGUGAACCAUUUUAACCUGAAUGCCCCAUAG
Molecule: messenger RNA, 849 nt
Organism: Ornithodoros turicata
Lineage: Eukaryota; Metazoa; Arthropoda; Arachnida; Ixodida; Argasidae
Exons: 2
Coding region: 1-849 (282 amino acids)
Molecular function (GO): zinc ion binding
Source: RefSeq, a predicted model, not a curated record